CUCUACACGCAUUCGAGGGAACCCGGAGGGGCCCAGGCGGGUGAAGGCGGAGGGAAGUCCUUCUGCCAUCCUGGACUAGAACCGCCGAGUCGGGAGUUUUACGGCCAUGGCUGAUCCUGGGAACAGAGGAUGGAUCCACCGCCCCUUGAGUCUCACCUGCUCCCUGCUCAUUGUGGGAAUUUGCUGUGUAUCUCCUUUCUUCUGCCAUAGCCAGACAGACCUGCUGGCUCUUAACCAAGCUGAUCCUCAGUGCUGGGAAUCCUCCUCAGUGCUUCUCCUGGAAAUGCGAAAGCCUCGCAUUUCCAACACUGUUUCAGGGUUCUGGGAUUUUAUGAUCUACCUGAAGUCAUCUGAGAACUUGAAGCAUGGAGCACUGUUUUGGGAUCUGGCCCAACUCUUCUGGGACAUCUAUGUGGACUGUGUGCUCUCUAGGAACCAUGGCUUAGGAAGGAGGCAAGUGGUUGGAGAGGAAGAGAAAAUCUCAGCAGCACAGCCACAGCACACAAGAAGUAAACAAGGUACAUAUUCUCAGCUCCUAAGGAUCGCUUUCUUAAAGAAGAAAGAGUUGAUUGAAGAUUUGAUAAGCAUGCAUGUGCAUAGGAGUGGGUCUAGUGUCAUUGGAAAAGUGAACCAGGAAAUAAAGAGAAGAUAAUUGGAACUUGGAGCUAA
Saimiri boliviensis boliviensis (Bolivian squirrel monkey) is the source of this 669-nucleotide messenger RNA. RefSeq names its product family with sequence similarity 237 member A (gene FAM237A). The record is from RefSeq and is a predicted model, not a curated record. NCBI's taxonomy places the organism in Eukaryota, Metazoa, Chordata, Mammalia, Primates, Cebidae.